Molecule: messenger RNA, 2814 nt
Organism: Elgaria multicarinata webbii
Lineage: Eukaryota; Metazoa; Chordata; Lepidosauria; Squamata; Anguidae
Gene: LONP1
Product: lon peptidase 1, mitochondrial
Exons: 18
Coding region: 87-2609 (840 amino acids)
Biological process (GO): protein quality control for misfolded or incompletely synthesized proteins; chaperone-mediated protein complex assembly; mitochondrion organization
Cellular component (GO): mitochondrial matrix
Molecular function (GO): ATP-dependent peptidase activity; serine-type endopeptidase activity; ATP binding
Source: RefSeq, a predicted model, not a curated record
AGGGCGGUGGCCUGCCCGGCUCCGGCGACGGCCCCCCGGGCUCGGACUCUGGCGGGCCGCCGGUGGUGACGGCGCUGGCGCCGCUCAUGGUGCCCGAGCACGUCCCGCACGUGCCCCUCAUCGCCGUGGCCAGGAACCCCGUCUUCCCCCGCUUCAUCAAGAUCAUCGAGGUGAAAAACAAGAAACUCGUUGACCUGCUCAGGAGGAAAGUCAGCCUGGCUCAGCCGUAUGCGGGAGUGUUUCUCAAGAAGGACGACAACAAUGAAUCGGAUGUGGUGGAGAACCUGAAUGAAAUCUACCAGACGGGGACUUUCGUCCAGAUCCAUGAGAUGCAAGACCUGGGAGACAGGCUACGCAUGAUUGUCAUGGGGCAUCGGAGGAUCCGUAUCAACAAGCGGCUGGAGGUUGAGGCCGAGGAGCCGGACGCCAAGCAGGCCAAGGCCCGCCGGAAGCCGAAGCGCUCCAAGCGGGAGGAGGAGGCGGAGGUGCCCUCGCUGGAGGCCGAGGAGAUGCCGGCCGCGGUGCUGCUGGAACCGCUGGAGGCCUCCCAGGCCGAGGUGCUCAUGGUGGAGGUGGACAACGUGGCCCACGAGGAGUUCCAGGUCACCGAAGAGGUCAAAGCUCUGACGGCGGAAAUUGUCAAGACGAUCCGGGACAUCAUUGCCUUGAAUCCUCUUUACAGGGAAUCUGUGCUCCAGAUGAUGCAGGCCGGGCAGCGGGUGGUGGACAACCCCAUCUACCUGAGCGACAUGGGGGCCGCCUUGACGGGGGCCGAGUCGCACGAGCUGCAGGACAUCCUGGAAGAAACGAACAUCCCGAAACGUCUCUACAAAGCGCUCUCGCUGCUCAAGAAAGAAUUUGAGCUGAGCAAGCUGCAGCAGCGUCUCGGGCGAGAGGUGGAGGAGAAGAUCAAGCAGACGCACCGCAAGUACCUCCUGCAAGAACAGCUCAAGAUCAUCAAGAAGGAGCUGGGCUUGGAGAAGGAGGACAAAGACGCCAUUGAGGAAAAGUUCCGGGAGCGCCUGAAGGAGCUCGUGGUGCCUAAGCACGUCAUGGAGGUGAUCGACGAGGAGUUGAACAAGCUGGGCCUGCUGGAUAAUCACUCCUCGGAGUUCAACGUCACGCGGAACUACUUGGACUGGCUGACCUCCAUCCCGUGGGGCAAGUGCAGCGAGGAGAACCUGGACCUGUCCAGAGCCCAGGCGGUGUUGGAGGAGGACCAUUACGGCAUGGACGACGUCAAAAAGAGAGUGCUGGAGUUCAUCGCCGUCAGCCAGCUGCGGGGCUCCACCCAGGGCAAGAUCCUCUGCUUCUACGGCCCCCCCGGGGUCGGCAAGACCAGCAUCGCCCGCUCCAUCGCCCGCGCCUUGAACCGGGAGUACUUCCGCUUCAGCGUCGGCGGCAUGACAGACGUGGCAGAAAUCAAAGGGCACAGGCGGACGUACGUGGGAGCGAUGCCGGGGAAGAUCAUUCAGUGCCUCAAGAAGACCAAAACGGAGAACCCCCUGAUCCUCAUCGACGAGGUAGACAAAAUCGGGCGCGGCUACCAAGGGGACCCCUCCUCGGCUCUGCUGGAACUCCUCGACCCUGAGCAGAACUCCAACUUCCUGGAUCACUACCUCGACGUCCCCGUGGAUCUCUCCAAGGUUCUCUUCAUUUGUACGGCCAACGUGACGGAAACGAUCCCAGAGCCCCUGCGGGACAGGAUGGAGAUGAUCAACAUUUCGGGAUACGUCGCCCAAGAGAAGUUGGCGAUAGCCGAGCGGUAUUUGGUCCCUCAAGCCCGGGUCCUGUGCGGGCUGGAUGAGGCCACGGCCAGCAUCACCCCGGACGUGCUGACAGUCCUCAUUAAGCAGUACUGCCGGGAGAGCGGCGUGAGGAACCUCCAGAAGCAAGUGGAGAAGGUGCUCCGGAAAUCCGCGUAUAAGAUUGUUAGCGGGGAAGCCGAGAAGGUCGAGGUGACGCCGGAGAACCUCCAGGACUUUGUGGGGAAGCCCAUCUUCACGGUGGACCGGAUGUACGACGUGACUCCGCCCGGCGUGGUGAUGGGGCUCGCCUGGACCGCCAUGGGUGGCUCCACCUUGUUCAUUGAGACGUCCCCCCGGCGCCCAAAGGACAAGGAGAACCAGGACGGCUCCCUGGAAGUCACGGGCCAGCUGGGCGACGUCAUGAAGGAGAGCGCCAAGAUCGCCUACACCUUUGCCCGGGCCUUCCUGAUGCAGAAGAGGCCCGGCAACGAGUACUUGCUGACCUCCCACAUCCACCUCCACGUGCCUGAGGGCGCCACCCCGAAGGACGGCCCCAGCGCCGGCUGCACCAUUGUGACGGCCUUGCUGUCCUUGGCGAUGGAUGAGCCCGUGAGGCAAAACGUGGCCAUGACCGGCGAGGUGUCGCUGACGGGGAAGAUCCUGCCCGUAGGAGGAAUCAAGGAGAAGACCAUCGCGGCCAAGAGAGCCGGCGUUUCCUGUAUCAUCCUCCCAUCAGAGAACAAGAAGGAUUACGGCGACCUUGCCGACUUCAUCACGGAAGGACUCGAAGUACACUUUGUGGAGCACUAUAACGAAAUAUUUGACAUUGCUUUCCCAAAGCCCGAUUCCCCGGGACGGUGAACGGCAGCCACGGCUGCGUCUUGGUGCCUCUUUCACGCAAUGCCGGUCUGGGCCCUCCUGCCCGUGCUCCCAGUUCAGGAGCAAGACGCGUGGGUUCGAGCAGAGUGGAUGGCCCUUGUUUCCUGCUGACUCGGUCGCUGAAGCCUGCUCCACACCGAACAAUCUGAAUUAUGAACUAAUUAAAAGUAUUUCCAGUGGAACGGAA